AUGAAGCUGAGCGUGCUAGCUUUUUCUCUUGUGUUAUUCACUGGCACUCGGUCUGCCGGUGAAGACGACAUUGUCGAUCUGCCAGGACUUCAAUUCGUUGCCAACUUCAAGACCUACUCUGGUUAUCUCAACGCGAAUGACAAAGGCAAUUGGCAAAUGCAUUACAU
This is a messenger RNA of Cooperia oncophora, 167 nucleotides long. NCBI's taxonomy places the organism in Eukaryota, Metazoa, Nematoda, Chromadorea, Rhabditida, Trichostrongylidae. The record is from the annotation of a GenBank genome assembly.